GUCCUCCAGAAACUUGGCAAAGCUGAUGAAACAAAAGAUGAGCAAUUUGAACAGUGUGUGCAAAACUUUAACAAACAGCUGUCAGAAGGAUCCAAGCUACAGAAGGAUCUCCGAACAUAUCUGACUUCAAUUAAAGCAAUGCAUGAAGCCUCCAGGAAACUUACAGAGUGUUUGCAGGAAGUAUAUGAACCGGAUUGGCCAGGAAGGGAUGAUACUAACAAAAUAGCAGAGACCAAUGACCUGCUUUGGACAGACUUCCAUCAGAAACUGGUAGAUCAAGCACUGCUCACUAUGGACACCUAUCUUGGCCAGUUCCCAGACAUAAAGUCUCGCAUUGCUAAACGGGGAAGGAAACUUGUAGACUAUGACAGUGCCAGGCAUCAUUAUGAAUCUCUUCAAACUGCAAAGAAGAAAGAUGAAGCUAAAAUUGCCAAGCCUGUCUCGUUGCUUGAGAAAGCUGCGCCUCAGUGGUGCCAAGGGAAGCUACAGGCGCAUCUCGUAGCUCAGACUAACCUUCUGCGGAAUCAGGCCGAAGAAGAAUUAGUAAAAGCUCAGAAAGUAUUUGAGGAGAUGAACAUUGAUCUUCAGGAAGAACUGCCUUCACUAUGGAAUAGUCGUGUUGGUUUCUAUGUCAACACAUUCCAGAGUAUUGCUGGCUUAGAAGAGAAUUUUCAUAAGGAAAUGAGCAAGUUAAACCAAAACCUGAAUGAUGUCCUUGUGACUCUAGAGAAAGAACAUGCAACAAGCGCCUUUCCUGUUAAAGCUCAGCCAAGUGACAGCACAAAAGCAAACAAAACUCCUUCAUCUCCACCCGAUGGGACUCCUAUCACCAGCCCCGAGAUCAAGGCCGUCAACCAUGAGCCAGAGCCGUCCACUUUGGAGACUCCUCCGGGAGGCAUUCCCAAGUCUCCUUCUCAGUUGAGGAAGGGCCCUCCUGUGCCGCCACCUCCAAAACUCACUCCAUCCAAGGAGAUGAAGCAGGAGAACAUCAUCAACCUGUUUGAUGACAAUUUUGUCCCAGAGAUCAGUGUGACAACCCCCUCACAGCAUGGUGGCCUGCGGCUUUUACCUCUUCCUCCUGUUCGACGACCGAAACUUUGCGUGGAGGGCCUGAAAUUGGGAGAAAAGUCCACAGAAGCCACUCCUGCUGAGGCUGAGGGAGCUGGCAAAGAAGGAGCAGCUGGAGCUGAAGCAGCAGCUAAAACCGAAACUGAUUCAGGAUCUGCCUCAAGUUCUCUGCCCACUGUAGUGGUGGAGACUUUCCCAGCCACUGUCAAUGGAACAGAUGAGAGUGGAGCCCACUCCGAGAGGCCUGACAUGCCACCAGGGUUCCUCUUCAAGGUACAAGCCAUGCAUGACUACACAGCUACUGACAGUGAUGAAUUGCAGCUGAAGGCUGGGGAUGUUGUCCUGGUGAUUCCAUUUGAGAAUCCAGAGGAGCAGGAUGAAGGAUGGCUGAUGGGUGUGAAAGAAUCUGACUGGCUUCAGCACAAAGAAUUUGACCAAUGCCGGGGAGUUUUCCCAGAGAAUUUCACUGAGCGGGUGCAGUGAACUCUUGCAGCUCCUUAGAUAGCUUCUCUUCAACAAGAAAGGAAGAGGUGUUUUCUCCCCCUCUUCCUGAGGAAGGUCUAAAAAAAUAAUUGAAAGAAUGUUUUUUUAAAGCAGCUUAAAGGUUGGAUUCUUCACAGAAAACAAUGUUUUAGAAGUACACUGAAUCAAAGUAUUAUCAAAGAUAUAGAUAAUAAAGAAAGACAGGUUGGAAAAAAAUCUUUUUUCUGUUUGAGUUGAAUAAGGUCAAUUCAGAAGGUUGUCACUGAGUGGUGGAGCGAUGUUGUGUGAAAUAGGAUGUGCUCAGCAUCAUAAGCUGUGAAUACUAGCAGUCCUGUUGUCCUGAAACUACACAAUAAAGUUUAUCUUGUGGGAAGGCACGGUCAA
Python bivittatus (Burmese python) is the source of this 1935-nucleotide messenger RNA. The record is from RefSeq and is a predicted model, not a curated record. Lineage: Eukaryota; Metazoa; Chordata; Lepidosauria; Squamata; Pythonidae.